AUGGGAGGAGACCAACCACCUUUGUUGACAGAGGGGAUGGAUUACUUGAAGUGGAAACGUGAAGUCGGCAUCUGGGAGUUGGGAACUUCAAUAGCAGCUGCUAAGCAGGCAGCGGUGUGUGUCUUGAGGAUCCAGGAUUUCAAGGCAAGAGAUUUUGCAACACGCUUAGAUGUGACAGAGCUCAAGAAGACUGAAGGUUUGAAGUACUUGAUGGCAGAGCUUGAUAAGUAUUUUAAAGAGGAUAAUACUCAGAGUAUAUUUCUAGGUAUUGAAGAUCUAGAAAAGUUUGUUAGACCGGAACAAAUGAAAAUGGCAGAAUAUAUCGCUGAGUUCAAGAGACGAUUGAACCGGAUCGGAGAGUUGUUUAAUGACACGAAAGAUAUUUAUCAUGAUGGGAUGUUGGCAUACAGGUUGUUAACUCAGGCCAACCUGACCAAAGAUCAACAGAUAUUGAUCAAAGCUGCAAUGGGGACUCAAGAGUUGACAAGUAAAGCAAUUGAGGAAUGUUUGAAGAGGUGUUUCGGUGACGCUGUAUUUUGUCGUAGAUCCAGAAUGGAGUUAGACACAGUAAAGAUUAAGGUAGAACCUGGAUCGGAUGUGAAUUACCAUAGGGCUGUCAGAGACCGGGACACCUGGUCAGGGACUGCUUGGAUCCCUACCGACAGCCCCCACCCACCCUGCCAACCAACCCCAAGCAGCUCCCCACCACCCUGCCAACCAACCCCCCAGCAGCUCCCCACCACCCUGCCAACCAACCCCCCAGCAGCUCCCCACCACCCUGCCAACCAACCCCCCAGCAGCUCCCCACCACCCUGCCAACCAACCCCCCAGCAGCUCCCCACCACCCUGCCAACCAACCCCCCAGCAGCUCCCCACCACCCUGCCAACCAACCCCCCAGCAGCUCCCCACCACCCUGCCAACCAACCCCCCAGCAGCUCCCCACCACCCUGCCAACCAACCCCCCAGCAGCUCCCCACCACCCUGCCAACCAACCCCCCAGCAGCUCCCCACCACCCUGCCAACCAACCCCCCAGCAGCUCCCCACCACCCUGCCAACCAACCCCCCAGCAGCUCCCCACCAGCCCUGCCAACCCACCCCCCAGCAGCUCCCCACCACCCUGCCAACCAACCCCCCAGCAGCUCCCCACCAGCCUCCUACCCACCCCCCAGCAGCUCCCCACCAGCCUCUACCCAUCCCCAGCAGCUCCCCACCAGCCUCUACCACCCCCCAGCAGCUCCCCACCAGCCUCCUACCCCACCCCCCAGCAGCUCCCCACCAGCCUCCUACCCACCCCCCAGCAGCUCCCCACCAGCCUCCUACCCACCCCCCAGCAGCUCCCCACCAGCCUCCUACCCACCCCCCAGCAGGCUCCCCACCAGCCUCCAACCCACCCCCCAGCAGCUCCCCACCACCCUGCCAACCCACCCCCCAGCAGCUCCCCACCACCCUGCCAACCAACCCCCCAGCAGCUCCCCACCACCCUGCCAACCAACCCCCCAGCAGCUCCCCACCACCCUGCCAACCAACCCCCCAGCAGCUCCCCACCACCCUGCCAACCAACCCCCCAGCAGCUCCCCACCACCCUGCCAACCAACCCCCCAGCAGCUCCCCACCACCCUGCCAACCAACCCCCCAGCAGCUCCCCACCACCCUGCCAACCAACCCCCCAGCAGCUCCCCACCAGCCUCCAACCAACCCCCCAGCAGCUCCCCACCACCCUGCCAACCAACCCCCCAGCAGCUCCCCACCAGCCUCCUACCCACCCCCCAGCAGCUCCCCACCAGCCUCCUACCCACCCCCCAGCAGCUCCCCACCAGCCUCCUACCCACCCCCCAGCAGCUCCCCACCAGCCUCCUACCCACCCCCCAGCAGCUCCCCACCAGCCUCCUACCCACCCCCCAGCAGCUCCCCACCAGCCUCCUACCCACCCCCCAGCAGCUCCCCACCAGCCUCCAACCCACCCACCACCGGCCCCCCACCAGCCUCCAACCCACCCCCCAGCAGCUCCCCACCACCCUGCCAACCAACCCCCCAGCAGCUCCCCACCAGCCUGCCAACCAACCCCCCAGCAGCUCCCCACCAGCCCUCCAACCCACCCCCCAGCAGCUCCCCACCAGCCCUCCUACCAACCCCCCAGCAGCUCCCCACCAGCCUCCUACCCACCCCCCAGCAGCUCCCCACCAGCCUGCCAACCAACCCCCCAGCAGCUCCCCACCACCCUGCCAACCAACCCCCCAGCAGCUCCCCACCAGCCUCCAACCCACCCCCCAGCAGCUCCCCACCACCCUGCCAACCAACCCCCCAGCAGCUCCCCACCAGCCCUGCCAACCCACCCCCCAGCAGCUCCCCACCAGCCUCCUACCCACCCCCCAGCAGCUCCCCACCAGCCUCCUACCCACCCCCCAGCAGCUCCCCACCAGCCUCCUACCCACCCCCCAGCAGCUCCCCACCAGCCUCCUACCCACCCCCCAGCAGCUCCCCACCAGCCUCCUACCCACCCCCCAGCAGCUCCCCACCAGCCUCCUACCCACCCCCCAGCAGCUCCCCACCAGCCUCCUACCCACCCACCACCGGCCCCCCACCAGCCUCCAACCCACCCCCCAGCAGCUCCCCACCACCCUGCCAACCAACCCCCCACAGCUCCCCACCAGCCUCCUACCCACCCCCCAGCAGCUCCCCACCAGCCUCCUACCCACCCCCCAGCAGCUCCCCACCACCCUGCCAACCAACCCCCCAGCAGCUCCCCACCACCCUGCCAACCCACCCCCCACAGCUCCCCACCCACCCUGCCAACCCACCCCCCAGCAGCUCCCCACCAGCCUCCUACCCACCCCCCAGCAGCUCCCCACCAGCCUCCUACCCACCCCCCAGCAGCUCCCCACCAGCCUCCUACCCACCCCCCAGCAGCUCCCCACCAGCCUCCUACCCACCCCCCAGCAGCUCCCCACCAGCCUCCUACCCACCCCCCAGCAGCUCCCCACCAGCCUCCUACCCACCCCCCAGCAGCUCCCCACCAGCCUCCAACCCACCCCCCAGCAGCUCCCCACCAGCCCUGCCAACCAACCCCCCAGCAGCUCCCCACCAGCCUCCUACCCACCCCCCAGCAGCUCCCCACCAGCCUCCUACCCACCCCCCAGCAGCUCCCCACCAGCCUCCUACCCACCCCCCAGCAGCUCCCCACCACCCUGCCAACCAACCCCCCAGCAGCUCCCCACCACCCUGCCUACCCACCCCCCAGCAGCUCCCCACCACCCUGCCAACCAACCCCCCAGCAGCUCCCCACCACCCUGCCAACCAACCCCCCAGCAGCUCCCCACCACCCUGCCAACCAACCCCCCAGCAGCUCCCCACCAGCCCUGCCAACCACCCCAGCAGCUCCCCACCAGCCUCCUACCCACCCCCCAGCAGCUCCCCACCAGCCUCCUACCCACCCCCCAGCAGCUCCCCACCAGCCUCCUACCCACCCCCCAGCAGCUCCCCACCACCCUGCCAACCAACCCCCCAGCAGCUCCCCACCACCCUGCCAACCAACCCCCAGCAGCUCCCCACCAGCCUCCUACCCACCCCCCAGCAGCUCCCCACCAGCCUCCUACCCACCCCCCAGCAGCUCCCACCACCCUGCCAACCAACCCCCAGCAGCUCCCCACCACCCUGCCAACCAACCCCCCAGCAGCUCCCCACCACCCUGCCAACCAACCCCCCAGCAGCUCCCCACCAGCCUCCUACAACCCCCCAGCAGCUCCCCACCAGCCUCCUACCCACCCCCCAGCAGCUCCCCACCAGCCUCCAACCCACCACCACCGCCCCCACCAGCCUCAACCCCCCACCAACACCACCUGGCACAGCCCACAGGCCACAGGGCACUAGUGAGAGUAGUGACUAG
Molecule: messenger RNA, 3885 nt
Organism: Bolinopsis microptera
Lineage: Eukaryota; Metazoa; Ctenophora; Tentaculata; Lobata; Bolinopsidae
Product: adhesive plaque matrix protein-like
Exons: 4
Coding region: 1-3885 (1294 amino acids)
Source: RefSeq, a predicted model, not a curated record